This is a messenger RNA of Adineta steineri, 1218 nucleotides long. The record is from the annotation of a GenBank genome assembly. Lineage: Eukaryota; Metazoa; Rotifera; Eurotatoria; Adinetida; Adinetidae.
AUGCAUUCACCAUCAGGAAUAAAUAUAUUACUUAUAAUAAUAAGUAUAUUUGUUGUAUUAAUUGGAAUUACUUAUCAACCAUUACCUGAUAAUUUUCCUCAACCAUGGAAAUAUCGUUUUCUUUCAUAUUGGGCACAACGAAUCGAACAAUUUGGAUAUUUAUGUGAACAAGCGAAUUUAUUUACUCGAAUUAAUCUAAUACGAAAACUUCAUUAUCUAUCAAUUGGUUUAUAUCAAAAACGAUAUCCGGAAUGUCAUUUAAAAGUUUAUGAUAAAGAAAUCUCUGGUAUUCAUACACGAAUAUAUGAACCAGAAGAAAUGAUUAGUUAUGAAAAAAAAACAACAAUAAUUUAUUUUCAUGGUGGUGGAUUUGCUGUUGGUUCAAUAGAAACAUAUGAUCAAGCAACUUAUCUAUUAGCUAAUUUAACACGUACUAUCGUUAUUGCAGUUGAAUUUCGUUUAACACCUGAACAUCGAUUUCCUAGUGGUUUAGAAGAUUGUUUAACAGUAAGCAGAGAAUUAUUUCAAAAUGAAGAUAAAUAUCAGAUAAAUUCGAAUCGUAUUAUUUUAUCCGGUGAUUCAGCUGGAGGUAAUCUAGCUUUAGUUGUUAGUCAAUUAUUAAUUCAAGAUGGAUAUAAACCAUAUUUAAUUUGUUUAUUAUAUCCUUCAUUACAAUUCUUAGAUUUUACAUUACCAUCAUAUCGUAUAUAUUUAAAAAAGAAUAUUCUUGGUGUUUUAAAUGAGAAUAAUAUUAUUUUAAUGAUAUCUUCAUUAAGUGAAAAUAAUCUUAUUAUACCAAAUGAUGUUUUAUUUAAUACACAUGUAUCAAGUGAUGAUAGGAAAAAACUUUAUUCUUAUAUGGAUCCAAAUAAAUAUUUAUCUAUAUCACAUGAAUUGAAUGAAAUUAAACAAGGAAAUGAAAGUUUAAUAAAAUCUUUAAAAUUUUUAAUAUCACCACUUAUGUCUCCAUUACUUGUACCCGAUGAAGAUUUACUUAAAUUACCACAAGUUCUUCUUUUUACAACUGAAUAUGAUAUUCUUCGAGAUGAAGGUUAUAUAUUUGCAUCUCGAUUACGUUCAUUAAAUAAAAGUAUUCAUCAUCAUCAUUUUUUGAAUGCAUUUCAUGGUGCUCAUGUUUUCUUAUAUGGUCCAUUACGAUUUGAAAUAGCUCAUGAAAUGGUUGAACAUACCGCUAAAAUUAUACGUGAUUAUCUUUGA